Penicillium hordei is the source of this 1164-nucleotide messenger RNA. RefSeq lists its product as uncharacterized. The coding region runs from base 1 to 1164 and encodes 387 amino acids. Gene Ontology annotation, molecular function: metallopeptidase activity. The transcript has 6 exons. The record is from RefSeq and is a predicted model, not a curated record. NCBI's taxonomy places the organism in Eukaryota, Fungi, Ascomycota, Eurotiomycetes, Eurotiales, Aspergillaceae.
AUGGAUCUGAAAAGCUUCAUUUCAACUGCAAAAAUUUGGCGGACAGCGCCAGCGCGAAAGCCGCCGUUCUCGGCUCUUGAUAUCCUUGCAGAUGAUGAUGGCAAAGAGUUAAGCUCUGACCCGGUCGACUGGAACUCUAUCAUGAUAUAUGGCUCGGAGGCAGGUGGCAAAGAAGAUGGGAACGGAGGUCGCGAGGUGGUAAUGACCAAGAAGGAUGGCACGACAUUUGGCUACAACACCGUUCCAAGCCAAAAGGACAUUGAUGCUGUGCAUACCAUUUACCAGGACUCACUUCCAGUGCUUAAGAAGAAGUCAAGCACUCUUUUCUGGAAAAAAGCUAGCCUAUCCAGCUCAGCUUCAAGCCCGAAAGCGACCACCUCUCACCAAGGAACAUCUGCAAUUUCAAAUUCUACAAUCACUAGGAUUUCUACCUCCGCGACACCUUAUUCGACUCUUCCAUACAACACCACCACCAAUCCUGUUACCAUCACGGACUCCACCUGGCCACCAUCCCAGACUCAGACUGGUCAGCCUAGUGCCUGCAACAAUUGGUAUCAAGCAAAGCAGAGUGACACUUGCAAAAGCAUCGUGUUCAAGUAUUCCACGUGGAUGUACCAAAAUGACUUCACAGCGGCCUGGUACCCGCCGUGGACAUACAGUGUGCCGGUGGCCACAAAUACCGAGUUCUCUGCUAGCCCUGUUCAGAGUGGCAUUGCCACUGCUUGUCAAGAUUACUAUAUUGCCGAUGAGACGGAUACAUGCGAGAGCAUUGUUGAUUCAGAAGGCUUUUUGACCGAAGAUCAAUUCGUUGAAUGGAAUCCAGCUGUCGGUACAGACUGUUCCGACAUCAAGUUUAGAUAUUAUUAUUGUAUUUGGAACGGGACUUCAAACCCUAUGCCAUCAACAACUACCGCUGAGCCAUCCCCCGUGCAAACAGGGAUCACCUCUAGCUGUAAAGCGUGGUACAAAGCCAGCGACGGCGAUGACUGUGAUCUGAUCCCGGAACAGUUUGGAACCUUCUCAAAAUCUGACUUCCUGGAAUGGAACCCGGCUGUCAAAUCCGAUUGCUCCGGCUUGGUUGACGGCGACUUCUAUUGCGUCGCUGUUCCAGACACCUCGAACUGCAUCGGCAACUGCUUUGCUAACUCUAACUACUCUAUCUGA